UAAAAAAGACAAUUAGCAUCAAAUGCAGGAGCUUCUCUUUAUAUUUCGACCCAGGAUUUCGAAUAGCGUCACCACCACCACCAUCCCCAUCAUCAUCAUCACCACACUACCGUGUCACCUGCACACCGCUGUCUUGCAUGUGUAUUCCAUAAAAUCCUCCCAGGAAGAUACGGUCUGCAUUGCAUUUCAUUUCCUAUCCUGUCUCUCGCUCUCUCUCUCUCUUUCUCUAUCUCCGAGAUUUUUCUCUCUACAUAUCUUUCCGGACCACACCACCCCAAAAUAUCGCUUCCCCAACUUGCAGGCGUCCCCACACGGAAAUAACGAUUUCGAGAAAUAAAAAAUCCCAAAGAAAACAGCAUCUGGAUUCGAAUUCGGUAAGAUAAAUAUUAAUUUUUCAUGCUUUAUUUAAAUCUACUUCAUUUCUUCUCCAUUCUGCAAUGCGCGCGCUCUGAGUCUCUCUACUUUGAAACGUGCCCUUGACCUCGGAGAAACGUGGCUGCCGAUCGUAUGCCUGGGAACAAGUACAAUCGCAAUCAGGCCGUCCCUUCGACUCGAUUGGAGAGGCUGUUGAAAGAGAGGGAGUUGAGGAAAUUCAACCGGACUUUCCAACCGACCGAGGAGGCGGACCUGUUGGAGCAUGAGCUCAACAGCGAGUUGGAGCGUCAGCGCGAGGAGGACUACUUGGAUGCUGUCACACCGGCGAGGUCAAUUGGGGAAGGAUGCGAAAGCGACGACGGAAGGCCCUCGAAGCAGCGGCUCCUGGUGGUGGCGAAUCGGCUGCCAGUGUCGGCUGUUCGGAGGGGAGAGGAUUCUUGGUCGCUGGAGAUAAGCGCUGGAGGUCUUGUCAGCGCUCUUCUUGGUGUGAAGGAGUUUGAGGCUAAAUGGAUCGGAUGGGCUGGUGUAAAUGUACCGGAUGAAGUCGGGCAGAAAGCGCUCACCGUAGCACUAGCUGAAAAGAGAUGCAUUCCAGUUUUCCUUGAUGAAGAGAUCGUUCAUCAAUAUUACAAUGGCUACUGCAACAACAUCCUGUGGCCUCUUUUUCAUUACCUUGGGCUCCCACAAGAAGAUCGGCUGGCAACCACCCGUAGUUUCCAGUCCCAGUUUGAUGCAUAUAAGAAGGCAAACCAAAUGUUUGCCGAUGUGGUAAACGAGCAUUACGAAGAGGGGGAUGUUGUUUGGUGCCAUGAUUACCAUCUCAUGUUUCUUCCAAAAUGCCUGAAGGAGCAUAACAGCCAAAUGAAAGUUGGUUGGUUCCUCCACACGCCCUUUCCUUCCUCUGAGAUCCACAGAACGUUGCCAUCUAGGUCGGAGUUGUUGAGAUCCGUUCUUGCAGCUGAUCUAGUUGGCUUCCACACUUAUGAUUAUGCAAGGCACUUUGUUAGUGCUUGCACCCGUAUUCUUGGACUUGAGGGCACACCCGAAGGAGUAGAGGAUCAAGGAAAGCUAACUCGGGUUGCCGCGUUUCCUAUUGGGAUAGACUCUGAUAGAUUUAUUCGAGCGCUGGAGCUUCCACAAGUCCAAGCUCACAUCAAAGAACUGAAGGAAAGAUUUGCUGGUCGAAAGGUUAUGUUGGGUGUUGACCGACUUGACAUGAUUAAAGGGAUUCCUCAAAAGAUUUUGGCAUUUGAAAAGUUCCUUGAGGAGAAUCCACAUUGGCGUGAUAAAGUAGUUUUGCUGCAAAUUGCUGUGCCAACAAGAACAGAUGUUCCUGAGUAUCAAAAGCUUACAAGUCAGGUUCAUGAAAUUGUUGGGCGUAUUAAUGGCCGAUUUGGAACUCUGACCGCUGUUCCUAUACAUCACCUGGACCGUUCCCUUGAUUUCCAUGCAUUAUGUGCACUCUACGCGGUAACAGAUGUGGCUCUGGUGACAUCUUUGAGGGAUGGGAUGAAUCUUGUCAGCUAUGAAUUUGUGGCAUGCCAAGAUGCAAAGAAAGGAGUCCUCAUUCUUAGUGAAUUCGCAGGGGCUGCACAAUCCCUUGGUGCUGGAGCUAUCCUUGUGAACCCAUGGAACAUCACAGAAGUUGCCUUCUCAAUUGGUUAUGCUUUGGAUAUGCCUGGUGAUGAAAGAGAAAAGCGACAUCGACAUAACUUUAUGCAUGUAACCACACACACUGCUCAAGAUUGGGCUGAAACAUUCGUAAGUGAACUGAAUGAUACCAUCCUGGAAGCUCAACUGAGGACAAGACAAGUUCCACCAUUACUUCCAAUUAGGACUGCAGUCGACCGUUAUAUGCAGUCGAAGAAUCGAUUGCUCAUACUGGGAUUCAAUGCAACAUUGACGGAACCAGUGGAUACCCCUGGAAGAAGAGGAGGUGAUCAAAUUAAAGAGAUGGAGCUUAAAUUGCACCCAGAUUUAAAACAAUCCUUGGCAAUUCUCUGCAACGAUCCAAAGACAACAAUUGUUGUCCUCAGUGGAAGUGACAGAACUGUCCUGGAUGAUAACUUUGGUGACUAUGACAUGUGGUUGGCAGCAGAAAAUGGUAUGUUUUUGCGCCUCACUAGAGGAGAAUGGAUGACAACUAUGCCAGAGCAUCUAAGUAUGGAUUGGGUUGACAGCGUGAAGGUGCUCAUUCAUGUUUUUGAGUAUUUCACGGAGAGAACGCCCAGGUCUCAUUUCGAACUUCGUGAGACAUCACUCGUAUGGAAUUACAAGUAUGCAGAUGUUGAAUUUGGAAGGAUUCAAGCGAGGGAUAUGUUGCAACAUCUAUGGACAGGCCCAAUUUCAAAUGCAGCUGUUGAUGUAGUCCAAGGUAGUCGAUCAGUUGAGGUCCGAUCUGUUGGUGUUACAAAGGGUGCAGCUAUUGACCGUAUUUUAGGAGAAAUAGUACAUAGCAAAUGCAUGGUGACGCCUAUAGAUUAUGUUUUAUGCAUUGGCCAUUUUCUAGGAAAGGAUGAAGACAUCUAUACAUUUUUCGAGCCAGAGCUUCCUGCAGAGCCAGUUGCUGCCACAAGAGCAAAGGUAGCUGAUGCUGUCAAGCCAUCAUCCCUUGACAAACGGUCCUCGCCGAGGCAAUCAACUAGCAAAAGCAGUUCCAAGGCGUCGCAUGGCAGGGCAAACAGGAAUUCAGCAGGCUCAGAAAAGAAAACAUCAACCAACAGCAACCACAGCAGUGAUAGCGGAUGGCGGUCCUCACAGGAGAGCAUAGCAUGGCAUGAGGGAUCAUCGGUGCUUGAUCUAAAGGGUGAGAACUACUUCUCUUGUGCUGUUGGGCGGAAGCGCUCGAAUGCACGUUAUCUGCUCGCAUCAUCGGAAGAAGUUGUUUUAUUUCUGAAGGAGUUGGCUUGGGCAUCAUCAUCCUGGUCAGGUUAAAAGAGGUUUGCUAAGCUCCACACACAUUGAUAGCCCAGCCCUUUUACAUGCCGGCACAUGGUUGAGCUUGAGGAUGUGUGCAAGAUCCAAGCCAUCCAUAGAGUGGCCUCAGUGUUGUAGAUGUCCUGGUUAGAAAUCAGGCUUUUCCACAGUGUGCAAACAAAUGGAUGGCUGAAACAAGUUCUGAGUUCUUUCUAGCUGUCAAUUUUGUUCGUUCUGUGUGCCUUCUUGAUCUUUGUCAGGUGUCACCUACGCACUGAAGCGCACUUGAUGGACAGCUUGGAAUUUCAUUGCACAUGCCAGCUCGGCACAUGUGCUGGCAGGUAGAGGCCUGAGCUAUUCGUGCCUGUGGGUGUGGGAUCUUAAGAAGAAUGCAGAUUGGGCUUCGGGUUGAGGCUAUGCAACCUGAUUGUUCAAAUGAGUUUCCCAGAGAUGGGUUUUUCCUGUUGUUCCCAAAGUCUCUUUGUAGGAUCUGGUAGUGUAGAUCUUAUUUACAAACAUAUUUAUUAAUUAUAAUGGCAGUUGGUUAUGUCCAUAUUUUCCUGCGAAAGAAAUAUAUAAGCUUAUGAAUC
Molecule: messenger RNA, 3881 nt
Organism: Magnolia sinica
Lineage: Eukaryota; Viridiplantae; Streptophyta; Magnoliopsida; Magnoliales; Magnoliaceae
Product: alpha,alpha-trehalose-phosphate synthase [UDP-forming] 1-like
Exons: 18
Coding region: 508-3309 (933 amino acids)
Biological process (GO): trehalose biosynthetic process
Cellular component (GO): cytosol
Molecular function (GO): alpha,alpha-trehalose-phosphate synthase (UDP-forming) activity
Source: RefSeq, a predicted model, not a curated record